This is a messenger RNA of Striga asiatica, 414 nucleotides long. The record is from the annotation of a GenBank genome assembly. NCBI's taxonomy places the organism in Eukaryota, Viridiplantae, Streptophyta, Magnoliopsida, Lamiales, Orobanchaceae.
AUGGAUCAUUAUGCACGCAUGCUACGUAUUGCGGAGAGGUAUCGAGUCCUGGGGUGGUCAGUCAAUGAGGAGAGGGAGUGUUAUCGGCUUUUCUUCAACCUUUGUCGUGAAACUCUCGAUGUCAACGUACCUACCUACUUCCGAGAGUUACUCACGUUUCUUGGGUCUCCCGGUGUCAACGUGCAUGCAGACUCGGGGAGGCCCGGCGCAAGAUUCGAUGACCCGAUCAUGUUUGACGACACAAAUAAGGAAAUUGUUGUUGGCGAUAGACCCAACGGGGCUGACGGUGCUGACUGGGUUGACGGGACUGACUGGGCUGAGUACAUAAACGGCGGCGCCAAUGAUGUGCAUGAACAAGUUGAUCACGCAAGAGUGGAAGAACAUGACAAGGAGUACAUGGAGGACCCCGUCUAA